AUGUUCAAGGAUGAUGAUGAUGAUGACGAGGCCACCUUGAGCGCCACGAGGUACCCUGUCAUGCCUUCCCUGGUGGCUCUGCAGCAGAUGAGGAACCGUCUCCACCUGGCUUACCUCGGCAAGAAGCUGAUGAAGUGGACAGCUCUAGCUUCCCGCAAAGAAAUGAGGAGACUUUCUGUAAAGAUCAAUGACGCCUUGAUGGAUUACGGUGAGCGGGUAGAAGAAGCCUUCAUUCUCCUGGCCAGAGCAAGAUAUUUUCUGCCUCAGCUCAACGGCGUGGUGCUAGAAAGUAUUCCUCGACAAGCAAGUAUCACAGUCAAAACAGCAGGCAGAAGUGUUUCCGGAGUCAAAGUUAAGAAUUUAAACUUGAUUGAGACCUUUCAAGAUCCCUAUCCGUUUUUGGGUUUGAAUAAAGGCGGUAUGGUGGUAACCAACUGCAAAACGGCUUGGUCAGAGUUGGUGCGACGGAUGGUGUUGGUGCUGCAAUUGAGAACUACUUUUGACCUGGUCGAAGUAGCCCAUAAGAACGCCACCAAGAAAAAGAAUGCAUUAGUGGUAUGUGUCAUACCGAGAAUACGGAAAACGGGAUUGUACAUUAUAAGUGAAUUGGAAGAAAGAGAAAGAGAGGAAAUAUUCAGACUGAAAAGAUUCAAAGAACUCAAAUAUGUACAUAAAGCACCAAACGUAAAAGAUGAAGUGGACAGAAGAAUAUCUUUGUCACCUGAUCUAAUCUUACCAGUAAUUUUCGAAGACUCAAAAAAAGAAUUGGUGAUAGAUGCUAUAUCAUUGAAAUUAAAAAUGGUGCCAAAAACCACAGAAACUGAGAUUGUAGAAACUGCAGAGAAAGAAACAGGUAAAGAUGAUAAAAAAGAGAUAGAAAUUAUAAGUGAAAAACCAAGUUAUAGGUGGAAGAAAAUUACUAUAGAAGAUAAAAUGGUUGCAAUGGAGAACGUAAAGACGGGACUCACUCCUUGCAGUACAGUAGCUGGCUCCAAGAUUACGUUAAGUAAAUAUGAUAAAGAAGCAGGAAAAUCGCAAUCCAGUCUGUGGCAGGCUGAAGCUCAAGCAAAAGAAGGGACGAAAAAUCUAGUAUUACGUAGGGUGCAAAGGCAAGAGACAGUCUCCUGUCAUUAUAAAGAAAGGCUUGAAAAUCUCCAGACAAAUAUAAAUCAACUAAUAGAAAUGGCGGACGAAUUGGAAGGCACAUUAAGCAACGUGGAUAAGUUUAUAGAAAAAUGUGAAAUUGUCAAACGUAAGAUCGAAGCAUUAAGUUGCUCUUGUGUAGAAGAUCAGUCAGAUUUACCAUGUAAACCGACAGACUACUUAAACUUUAACCUACAACCUAGCUCAACGUUUCCACAAUCAGGAAAUGAUAGAUCAAAAGGACUCUCAGCUAGUCGGAAACAAUCACAUGAAUCGAACGUAGAAGACAUAUCGUUACAAACUUCGUCAGCAGCAACCUCGUCAGGAGUAUCAUGUCCGCAUUCAAGUUGUGCCAAUUGCGCAGGAAGACCAUCUGUUGGCGAUAAUCCAUUACUAGCAUCCCUAGAAGUAAGUGAAAGAAUACUAGUAGACAAACCUAUGACACAAUCAGCAACAGGACCAGAAGCACACGCACAAGUUUCGUCUAGCGCGUAUGAGAUAAAACCUGAACUCAAAGGAACUUACUCAUAUUACGAUAAGGAAUACAAAGAAAUAAGUAAAGUUUCAAGGACAAUGAAUUCGGAUGGAAGUAUAAGCGAGGAGAGACAAGUUGUAGCAAUUAAAACUGAAAGACAGAAUCGUCCACGGCCUGGUUUUAAAGAUCGUGGGUCGAAGGACAAUACAUGUACGAAGGCUUGUGCCAGAAGAACUAGUGAAUGUGGAUAUAGUGGUGCGCAGGAAAAUAGUGACAACUUCAAAAACAGCAGCAUUGGUUACAGCAGUCAAGCAGGUCCCAGUUUUGAUAAUAAAUAUGCUGUAGACCCUGGAAUCUGUAGUGGCUGUAGCAAGCGCAUAUCUACUCCAUAUGAUGAAAUAUUACCAUGGCAAGAUGUAUCUGUCCCAGAAACUCCGGUCUGUUGCCCUAAUGAUCUAUUGCCUCCUUCAAACUUGACGAAACCAUGUUCGUGUUUAAAAGAUGCAAAGACAUGGACAAAACAAACGGAUUCUGUUCUAGUAGGUUCAAAUAUAUUACUUCCUUGCGAGUCGAAAGCUGUGUGCAAUUCUGAUUCAGAAGUUGUUCCUAAACGUGUAUCAUUAUCUACGUCUAUGCAAUCAUGCUGGACCGAUCCUGCAGUGAAAAGUAUGUCAAUAGACAAAACGACGGAUUGUGUACCUUGUUGUAAAGGAAAUAACCGAACAAAUAAUAGAAAAGAUACUGCUACUUCUUGGAAGAGCUAUGAAGGAGGCUCGAGCCCAAUUGAGCAUAGAAACCAUUGUAAAUGUUCGAAUUCUCAUCGUUAUGACAACUUCAAAGUUUUAUCAAAACCAGUUGGCGAUCUUGAAAACACGAGCCAUGGCAGUGAAAUAAUCCUUAAAGGCAGCAUACUCAACGCUCUGAGGAGACUUCUCUUGCCUUCGCACAGAGCAAUAGAACCUGGUGAAUCUCCAAAUAUAAGUCCGAAUUCAAGAAGCCGCUGUUCAUGUAUUGGUUGCCAGUCAAAAUUUUCCACAUCGUCCAAAAAAUUCGGACCCAAAACUGUGCUGAAUUCUCUACUGUUUACGUAUGCUACCCAAAUAGCUUAUGAAGAAGGUAAAGAUCUGCCAUCUCUACCGCCGAACCAAUCUAUUUCUGAAGAGUCGUGCAUAUCUUGUGGCACUCUUGGCACACUCUCAGUCAAAUCUGGUAAUCGGCCCGCAGGAUCAUCAGCACAUGAUAGUCAAAAUUCACGAAAAAGUUCUCGCCACAGCGUAUUCUCUGGGUGUAGGGCUGCAUGCUCUUUAUUAGCGAAAAGUAUUAGAGGAAAGUGUACGUCCCCAAAACCGGCUGAAGUGUGUUGUCCUAAAAGUAAGCCUUCUUUGCCGAAGCAAGUUUCUGCACCUAGACCAGCCAAGCCUAAACGGAAAAAUGCUUCUACUUGUACAAGAGCAUCGGAUCGAUAUGAUUGCAGAACUCUGAGGUCAUUAAAGAGGGUUCAUCCUUGUGCAAAGAUCAGAAGACAGGUCUGCACGUGUCAUUCAGACACUCAUUUGCUCAUUCAAGACGAGCCAUAUUGUUUAGUAACUAGAGCUACGUCUUGUAGCGGAGCACACUACUAUUGUUUUCAUUGAAACAGUCAGAAUUUAUGAAACGUUUAUGUAAUUUGUCAUUUCAAACAUUUUCAGUACUUUUCAUGUUGAUGCGUUAGGGAGAUCAAAAGAUUUUAUGAUGAUCACAAUUUUUUAC
This is a messenger RNA of Helicoverpa zea (corn earworm), 3367 nucleotides long. RefSeq lists its product as uncharacterized. The record is from RefSeq and is a predicted model, not a curated record. The coding region runs from base 1 to 3252 and encodes 1083 amino acids. NCBI's taxonomy places the organism in Eukaryota, Metazoa, Arthropoda, Insecta, Lepidoptera, Noctuidae. Gene Ontology annotation, cellular component: proton-transporting V-type ATPase complex; vacuolar membrane. Gene Ontology annotation, molecular function: proton-transporting ATPase activity, rotational mechanism. The transcript is spliced from 6 exons.